Molecule: messenger RNA, 2124 nt
Organism: Ostrea edulis (European flat oyster)
Lineage: Eukaryota; Metazoa; Mollusca; Bivalvia; Ostreida; Ostreidae
Exons: 3
Coding region: 620-1264 (214 amino acids)
Source: RefSeq, a predicted model, not a curated record
UUUUUUUUUUUUACUGCUGCUAAAUAUUAGAAUUUAGAUUAGAUGUGCAGAACAGGAAAAUCAUUAUGAAUUUCGUAGUCCAUGAGGCUAGUGAUUCUUUUUACUAAUUACGUGUACUCAGGUGACCGAAAAGGCCUGUGGACCUCUUGUUGAAUUAUCAACAUACUCAUUCUCAACUUCAGUUGCUUAGAUUGGUAACUGUCGACUGCUGAUGUAUAGGUCAUGGGUUCCAAUCUAGCAGGGGUUUUCAUCCCCCCUUCCAAAUUACUUUCUGAUAAAAAACAAAAACCCACCAAAAACAUUUUUAGCUACUGGCAAAUAAGGUAAAUUGAAACCUUUCAAAAUAUCUUUUACUUUCCAUCCAAAUGAGAAUUCCAUAGGGUGUUACAUGUACUCUGCCUUAAUUUUUAAUAAAAGCAAAUCAGAAGUAAUGGUUUACAAGCUGUGCAAUAGGCUAUUGAAUGCAAAUAAAUUAGACACCGCCAGACAUGACAAAAACACCUGGCCAACGUUUACACGCUUGUCAAAGUUGUCGUUCUUACAAAUUCCAGAUUAAAAUGGCCGCGUACACACCGUGCAGGUGUGCCAGGUAGAAUAAAAUCGGAUUUAUUGUUUAUAGAUGAUUCCAAUUCUAAACAAUAUGAAUUUCGUUUACGUGGUCGCCUUUCUGUGGGUUGGAUUUCCCAUUUGUACGGCUCUUCUAUGUUCCCAGUGCUAUUCAAUGACAGUUAGAAAUCACACCAACAUGGAAAGAUGGUUCCAUUCCAUGGUACCCAAUCUUUACGAUCCUCAGUGCGGCAUUGCGUACCAUAACACGCGAUCGCGAACCACUACCCCGGUGCCACAAAUUCGUAACCAGCAGCCCGUUCUGCCCACUUCCUGUCAAAUCAGUGCAGUAGCUGGGACUAAUACGGAAAUCCGAUGUGGCUUUUACACAGGAUACAUUGAAACAGUUACUCACAAUGGAGUGGGUAUAGCAUCUUUGAACAUUUUCUCCAUGACCUGUUUCAACGUGGACGUAAAUGUAGAGUGGGCAUGCAAAUUUAGAGAGUUUCCAGUUCCAGGAGAUAAUCUACAUUUUAACCGUAUUCUACAAAACAAAUUCUCCAAUUUAGUGACCCUCACCAGGUUUGUCGGCAGUGUUUGUUACUGUCGUCGAUCAGACUGUACCGAUGUCAUCAAUGGCAGCUCCCAAUCAAAAGCGCAAACUCUUGUCACUUCUCUUUUAGUCUUUUUCUUACUCCUUUUCAGGAGAAUAUUUUAAAAACUAUACUUUUUUCUAAAGCUGCUCAUUUAAAACUUUUUAUUCAGGGACUUUAGAUUUGCUUAUUUGAAAUGUUAAUUAAUGAAAUAAUCUCUCGGUGUACUAUUUUCUAUUACACACUGUACUUCCAUCAUCAUAAAAAAUUGCUGCCCAUGAAGCAAAGAUGGAGUUUAUUCCAAAGUUACUGAAUUUAAAUAAGCAUUUCUAAAGUCCUAGAACAGUAUUGUCUAUCUAUGCCACAAUGUGAAUUUUUAUUUUUAUGAGAAAGUGUAUAUGUAAUUCUACAAUAUAUGUUGUAGCACAAUUCUGAGACCAAAACACGUCCGUACUUUGCGCUUCCGUCAUUUUUUGGUGUUUUACACAAAGUAAUAAGAGCCAUAAUUAAGCUUUAAAAACUUUUGACAUAUUCAAGAAAUAUUAGCAGCAGAAGUGUAUCGUAAGUGUCAUCUAGUUCAUACAUUUAGAUUAUGAGGGAACUCCCUGGGAAAAAUCCAUGUGGAUAAACCCAAAUUUUCCCCAGCGAGCUACAGUUCUGCACUAGAGAAAGUGCAUAUGAAACCAUUGUAUGGAUAAGAUAUAUUACUUUUGAGCAAGCCUUGAACAUGUAUGUGCCAUUAAUAUUUGGUCAGUAGACCUUUAAGAUGUUUCUAUGGCAUUAUAAUAGUGUUUUCUAUAUGAUUUUAACAGGAAUCUCUGGAUGUUUUAUUGUUUCAAGAGUAUAGUUAUACAAAUCAUACAUGAAGUUCAUAGAUGUCGUAUAUAUCAUUAUGCUUCACAUAUUCAUUGUAACACAGUCAUUGUUAUAUAUGCAGUUUAUAUUGAAUAUUUACAUGAAAUAAAAAAUAUUUUUUCUUUUUGAA